Messenger RNA from Anopheles gambiae (African malaria mosquito), 8268 nucleotides. RefSeq names its product rap guanine nucleotide exchange factor 4 (gene Epac). Gene Ontology annotation, molecular function: guanyl-nucleotide exchange factor activity. The transcript has 22 exons. The record is from RefSeq and is a predicted model, not a curated record. Gene Ontology annotation, biological process: Ras protein signal transduction; positive regulation of GTPase activity. Gene Ontology annotation, cellular component: plasma membrane. Lineage: Eukaryota; Metazoa; Arthropoda; Insecta; Diptera; Culicidae. Bases 626 to 3658 code for a protein of 1010 amino acids.
UCAGUUGAAUCUGAACGCGCGCCCGGUGCAGACCGAUACGCGGGCCGCCCCAGAAAGCUUUGCGCUGCUCCGUUUGCUUUGGUUUGGCCCCCGUUACAUUUGCGGUGCGUUACGGUGCGUUACUGGUGCGGGAUCAGCAACUGGUGCUGUUCGUGCGGUACCUUGUGGGUGUUGAAAUUCGUAGCAAACGUUUAAACAGCUAGUGAGAGUGUCGAGUUGGCGUGCUUUUGUGAGCGCUUGAGAAUCGAAGGGGGUGAAGAAAAAACGAAUGAAAACCUGUGUUGAUUGUGUGUGUUUGUGAUGUGAAAAAGUGUCAAAGAAAGUUUGCGGACUUGUUUUCAGCUUGGAAGCUUGGUGGGUAGUGUGCGACACAGGGUUUGGAGGCUAUUGUAGCAUUCAUUCCUUUUGCUACGAGAAUACGGCUUGUUUACUUGUGAGGUGGCAUUGUGACACAUUCACUGUGUAUGUGUGUGUGUGUAAAGUGGUGUUGAAGAGUAUGCGAAUCGGUAUUAGUGCACGUUCGUGGUUUGUUUGUAUUUGCUGCCCGCAGGUGAAUGAAGGCGCUUAAGCCCGUUUAAUAGGACCCUGACGCGACCGGCUCACACCAUCAAUAACGUCCUUCAUCAUGGCGAUGGAAUGGAUUACGGCAAUAGAUAAACGGCCUUGUGACCGGAAUCUGCGCGACUGUGAGCUAAUAUCAUGCCGUUUGCGACGAGUCGAACCGCUGUGCCGACUGCCCGGCUCGGCGCUGCAGCAGUUGGCAAUGUGCGGCUUCUACGAGGAUCUGGAAAAGGGAGUCACGCUAUUCCGCGCCGGUGAGCAGGGACGCUACUGGUAUGCAGUGCUCGGUGGCCAGCUCGAGGUCCGAUACCACGCGGCUGACACAAAAGAUGGAAAGCUGUCAGUAACACUAUGUAAUUUGGGCGUCGGGGCCACCUUCGGCGAGUCCAUCCUGCACGAUCUGCCCCGGGACAGUACGGUAGUGACGAAAACAACCUGCGAGCUGCUGCGCGUGGAGCAGCAAGAUUUCAGACUGAUUUUUGAGAAAAAUAAAGAAUUAAUGAACGACAUAAUCACAAACUGUAGGUUAAAAAAUGGAUUUGGUCAGAGCAUGCAGACGACCAGCACGGUCCAGACGAACGUGCAGCAGCAACCGUCGCCAACGAAAAAGCAGCUCAGUCCGGAUCAUCCAAAUCCUGCCGCACCAAUUACGGAGAUACCAAGCCCCGCAAUGUCCCGCAUGGGCUGGGCCCUUCGUACUCUCCUAGUGUCAGACAAUACAAGCUGUUUAAAGGACCGAAAGGUGGGUGGAAAAUUCAUAAGGAAAUGCGCUCCCGGCACGGAGCUGGUCGAAUGGUUGCUGAAUCUCUCGCCGAUCGUGCACACGCGAACGCAGGCCGCCGGCAUGUGGCAGGCGCUGCUGGAGGAAGGCGUCCUGUGUCACGUGGCAAAAGAGCAACCGUUCAAAGACAAGUGCUUUCUGUAUCGCUUCAAGUCGGACGAGGACGGUACGGCAGGCGGUGCGCCCACGUCCGACGAUGUUAACCACGCGAACGAACACAUCCGGGAGGCACUUCCGGCGCUGCUGCAUCGCGGCCCGGAUGCAACGCUCCGUAUGAUCCUGCGGAAACCAUCGCAUGAACGAACGCAGGAAGAGCUGGAGCUCGUGUACGAGGAGCUGCUACAUAUCGCCGCCCUAUCGCACCUGUCAACCUCCAUCAAGCGUGAGCUGGCCUCCAUUAUCGUCUUCGAAGCGCACGCACAUGCCGGCACCGUAUUAUUCAACCAAGGUGAUGAGGGACGAUCGUGGUACAUCCUGCUGAAAGGUUCCGUUGACGUAGUUAUCCACGGCAAGGGCACGGUCGCGACGCUCAAGGAAGGGGACGACUUUGGCAAGCUGGCCCUCAUCAACGAUGCACCCAGGGCGGCCACGAUCGUGCUGAAGGAGAACAACUGUCAUCUGCUGCGCGUGGACAAGGAGCACUUCAAUCGCAUCUUGCGCGAUGUGGAAGCGAACACGCUGCGGCUGCAAGAGCACGGCAAGGACGUACUAAUACUGGAGCGGGUUGCCAAACAGCGCGGAUAUUCGGCAUUCAAAUACACGGUCAUGUCCGGCACGCCCCAGAAAAUGCUCGAGCACCUGCUGGAAACGCGGCUCGGUGGGCAGGCGGGACCGAACGAUCCGUUCCUGGACGAUUUCCUGCUCACGCACAUCGUCUUCAUGCCGACGCCGCUGCUGAUCGACGAGCUGGCCGCCAACUACCAUGCCGAUGCGGACAUUGACCUGCGGCAGGCGAGCGAGGAGGACCAGGAGUACUUCCUGACCAGCAAACGGCGCGUGGUGCAGUUCAUACAGCGAUGGGUGCUGGCCGUCCGGCACGCCGUGUUCGACGACCCGCUAGCAGUGGAGUUUAUUGAGGAGCUGGCGACGGACGUUGAGGCGGAACCGGCACUGCAAGAGGAGGCGAGCAUCAUACAUCACGUGCUAACGCAAUUAUCCCGAUAUCAGGAGGACCGCCAGAUGAACGCGACCCAGAAAUGGAAACUCCCACCAAACGGACAGCCGAUCUGCCUGUUCAGUGGCAACACACACUCAAAGACUGUUAUACGCCCGGAUGACGAUAUAAUUUUCCGUGUGUACUGCGCCGAUCAUACGUACUGCACGCUGCGCUUCCCGAUGGCCACCACGGCCGAGGUUAUUAAAGCGUGUGCCGCCGACAAGCUGCAGAUCGCCCGGCUACCCGAAGAUCUGCUCCUGGUGGAGGUUAAAUCGAGCGGCGAGCGCGUCGUGUUCAAGGACAACGACGUGAGCGUACCGACAGCGCUCAGCCUGAAUGGACGGAUCUUUGUCUCGCCCAAGGACCAUCUGGACGCGCUGACCCCCCUGCCCGAGCAGGAAGUACCGACGGAGGCACCGGACGUGGACUUUGAAGCACUGUCGACCAAGGACGUCGCCUAUCACAUGACACUGUUCGACUGGGAUCUGUUCUGGGCUGUGCACGAGUACGAGCUGCUGUACCAUACCUUUGGACGACAUCAUUUCAAUAAGAUCACUUCAAAUUUGGACGUUUUUAUCAGACGGUUUAACGAAAUACAGUAUUGGGUAGUGACGGAGAUCGUCUCGACGACGAAUCUCACCAAGCGGAUGUCACUGGUGAAAAAGUUCAUCAAACUGGCCGCAUUCUGCAAAGAGUACCAGAACCUGAACGCAUUCUUUGCCAUCGUGAUGGGACUGUCGAACACGGCCGUCUCGCGGCUCUCGAUGACGUGGGACAAACUGCCGUCCAAGUUCCGGAAGCUGUUCACCGAGUACGAGGCACUGAUUGAUCCGAGCCGGAACCAUCGCGCCUAUCGGAUGUCAGUGGGCAAGCUGCAGCCUCCAGUGAUUCCCUUCAUGCCGCUGCUGCUCAAGGACAUGACGUUCGCCCACGAAGGCAACAAGACCAGCCUGGACGGGUUGGUAAACUUCGAGAAGAUGCACAUGAUGGCGCAAACGAUGCGUGCGGUACGCUUCUGUCGAUCACGCCAUCUUGUACUUGAUCCUCCCUCGCCGAAGAACGAGAACGAAAUCCGCAACUACAUCCGCUGCUUCCGGACGAUCGAUAACCAAAGAGUGCUCAACUCGAUGUCACAGAAGGUGGAACCGCGUCGAUCUUAAGGAUGCUUCACAGCGCAAAAAACGCAUCGCAACAGCCACCCCACCAAUUCCGACCACCAGUUGCGCAUAUGAAAGGUCAAGCUGGUACCGAGAGACCAAAAACCCGCCCAAUCCUACAAUUGCCCGGUUGUUCUGGGUAACGUUUUUCUUUUCGUGAGAACAGAAUCCCAGCGCGCACGGUACUUUUGAUGGUUUUUACCAUUUGCAAACCGAACAUACCUUUGUUGUAAGAUAACAUUUUUGCUUGUAAGAUAACACAGCUACUGACACAGAGUCGGGUGUGUUUGGUACUUUGUCUCUUGUUGUGAGAGUAUUUAUUAACGUCAUCCCCAACCCUGUGUAUGUUUUGCUUCUCAUCGAUUUUGUCCACAGUUUGUUUGUGAUGUUAAGAUCUGGAUCAGUUAUACAACAGCAACACUUCUCAGUUUCGUUUCCCCCUUUAAUCCUACAAAUAUCGAAUAACUUCUAUCACGCGUCACCUUUCCACUGUUGGUUUUGUAAAUUAGUUUGUAUGAAGAUAUUUAAGUUGUAUUUUGUUCUAAGCACUUUGGUCUUGAAUAAACAGCUCGACGAUUAAAGUACUGUAAUCUUUGUUUUUUAUCUUUGUUUUUCUACAAAAAAUACACUCAGAAGUUUAUACAAAACCUUGCACUUAUUAAACUCGAAGCACCAUCACAAAUACUUCCUUCAGUAAGAGAAAUAACUGUAAAACUGCUUCGUCUUUCUAGCGUUUAAUUCAUUCGCCGUUUUAGAACAUUGCUUUACCCCUGAAGGUAUGCAAUGUGUUAAAGCGUUUCUCCUUUUGAGAAGGAUGCGAACGCUUUCUUGUACUAACAAUGAAACAAAUACGACCACCGAAUGGUUUAUUGCUUGCUUUUAGUGAAAUUUCAGUUUUUAUAUUAAAACGUCCCUAGUUUUUACCCUAUUUUUUGAGAAUUUGCUAAAUUUGCAAGUAUAGAAAAGCAGACAAAACAUAAAAUACACACUCAUAAACACAAAAUGUUCGCCAAUGUCAAUAUCAAGUGCAUGUUAAACUAAGUCACAAGUCAAAACGCUAUCAAGCUAAGCAUAUUUUUCAAACUAACAAAACAAACAGAACAAACAAUACGCUAUUUACAAACAGAGGUGCAUAACAGCAAACUUAUACGUAUAUUUACACAGCGCUAUAGCAACGCUUAUUAAAACAAAAGCAUAAUAAAACCGAUUCCUUAUUGCUCCUGUUCACAUUCUUCACUCACUCACAUCAAAUGGAUAUCUUUGGCUGGACCAAAGCUGGAAAUCCAUUUUCCUUUCUAUUAUCCUUUCUUAAUUGUACUACCUUUCGCAACCGCUUUUGCUCCGAUCUGUUCUUCUGUCCAACUGCUCCGGCAUAAAAGGGAGACAUUAAAUCCGCACAUAGUUGUUAUGUUACAUGCUACAGCAACAAUAUCAUUGUUCCCAUUGUUAGCGUAAAUGUGUUGUUUAGCGUGUAAGAGAAUGCGAUAAGAAACGAUCCUACGGACAGCUACGGUGUACGCAGUCGUUUUAGUUUGAAACCAAAGGAAAAAAAGAAAAAAACACACGCAUGUCAAUGUGAUUAGCCGACAAUCUUUCCAUCAAACCAAAUAUACCUAACAUAGGACAACCGUAUUAAACAUUAAACACAAACAUUACUCCGUCGAUGUGCAACAAAAUAGAAACAAGAGGAAAAAAUAACAGUAAAAUGAAAUCGUAGAUCGUUUACCUCUCUCUCUCACCUUACCGUCUGGGUUUCAGCUACUUCACCAACACUUCACCGAAAACCUCUCUCUCUGGGUCCUUUUUGAUAAACAAAAACUGUCUAUUUCGAAUCCCGUUUUCAAAGGCAGAAGCGCCAAUCAAGAUCGUUUCAAAUGUGAAUGUGAUCCUGCGCAACAAGCUAUAGUAUAGUGUAGAGAGAAAAAAGAUAACUGAUCGUUGAAAGUGUAAUAUUAAAAAAAGGUACUAAAACACUGGUUAGAUGUAAAGAUAUGUAAAGACAGAUGAUAAGAAAUGAAAGAAAAGGAGAGUGAGAAAGAGAGACCUAUUAUAGUAAAUAUAACAAAUAAAAAACAGACAGUUUAAACGUUCUAAAGUAAAAGUGGAACUCAAAAAUCAUAGGAAUUUCCUUACAACACUAGACAAAAACAGUAUUUUGCAAGCAAAAACUGAUCACCUUCGUUUGAUGUUGUUUAGUACAGCCAUAACAAGACAAUCAUGUGUAUGAUGAAGCAUUGUAUUCCAAUUUUGGUUCCAUAUCACUUCACAAGAAAGUGAAACCCCCCUGCCCCCCUCCGCAAAAUAGGUGUAAGAAAAUGGGUGGACCAUCGAUGUACACGAUCAAUGUUAGUCGAUGAAUGUUUCUUCUGAGCAUACACCACUGAUCAUCGCUGCACGUUCGCCUGCACCUUUUCAAGUAAGGCUCUUGAUCGCGAUAUCUUAAAGACUAAGCUUAGCAUAACUCCCUUAAAAUUCCCCACAACUCGUGAACCGCCACACAUACGCAACGUACGUUUCACUCUUGUACCUUGACUGGAGACUUCUUCGAUGCUUCGAUUGAUAGAGCAGACAGAUAGAUAGGACACGUAGAAUGUGGUAAGCAUGGUAAACAGAGUUGAACAAAAACAAAAUAAAGUUGAGUGUUGUUGAGCAAAACAGCAGAAAUGCCACAAAUGUUAGCGUCUUUAUCGACAAUCAUUCAAAAGGGGAAUCUAGCUAGAUACGUCCCUGGUUACAAACACACAAACACACACACUGACACACUAAACACCCACUUUGAUCGAAUUGUUCGUUUUCGGUUUAGUAGCAUAGUCGUUGAUGUAGUAUAACAGUGAGCGUCGUUGCAGUGACGAACACAAUGAUGUCUUUAGCUACUAAAGUAACACUAUUUGUUUGCUAUAUCUUGAAAAAAGAGCUAUUUGCAGAAGUUUGUUACAAUUUAUUUAACGCAAACACUCAACACACAUACACACCCAUACUAUGCUCACACUAAUGUGUAAAAAUCAAGACGAAAUCAAACGAAUGGCAAGAAAGACACUGUAAGGUUAACUCCAAUUUGAAAGCCAACGUGAAUUAGCAGAAUGAGUAGUGUGCAUGCACAGAAUAUUACAUUUGUAGAGCAAGAAGGAAGAGAUGAAGAAGUAAGAGAGAGAGAGAGAGAGAGAGAGAGAGAGAGAGAGAGGGGGAAGGAGAGUACCGACAAUGAAUGAAUUAAAAGGAUCGUUAAGUUUCCAAGCAACUGCUUUAAACGGUAAUAGUAAAUAGAAUGGACACAUCAUCAACUUACUUGCAUUUUUGGGUUUGAGCACUUCUCUGACCUUUCCAUGCACGUUAGCAUGUAGUGGUAGCUCUCUUUUAUCCCACUUCCACCGUAUGUUUUACGGUUACACUUUUCGGGAUGGUGAAAGCUAUCUCUAACACGUUAGAGAUCAAUUUCUCGAAAGCAUUGUGCGUAGUGUAAACAAAGUAGCAAACAAAGAAGAAGAAAAAAAUCAAAACAAACAAAAGAAAUAAAUGUAAUUUAAUGUGUAUGUGUUAUAAUGCUGUACAUUUGGAAAUCAUACGAAAAGAAGACACAUUCUAAAAAUACACACAACAAGUACACACAUACUGUCUCCUCUCUUUUUAUCUCUCUCUCGCUGUCUCUACGAAACGGACAUGAAGAAAUAGGAACAGACGAGAAAGAGGUGUCGAGGAGAGAGCGUGAAGGAAGCGGGCGCGAUCACACUGAAUCACUUAAGAAUAUAUACACCUAACAGUAACAGUAGCAGUGCAUGUUCCAAUUUACCUAGAGAGUAAGACUUCCCGUUGGGAGGGGAAAAAUGGGAGGAAAUGAUCACAAAAAUGAUCAUGAUUGUCACGAGUCCUUUUUCUACGCCCGUAGAUCAUCUGUUUGUUGGAAACGUUUACUAGAGUGUAUGUAUUUUGUAAACCCACCUCCAAGUAAAUUGUGUAGAGGGAACAGCAAUAGGGCUCCGAUGGAAUUGUAUCUGGAGUCUCUCUGUCUCUCUCGAAGUCUGUGGUAGAUUGUUCUUAUAAAAAAAGGAAUUGGUAGCGAGAUGAAACAACUAGAACUAACAACUAACACCGUUCUGCGAUGGUGAAGAAUGGCCAAACUUUUUUCAUAUUCAGAAACUAGGCUAACAAAACUAUUGACUAAUGCAUUUUGUUUUUUUUUUGUGCUGCUAUCGGAUAGAGAGAAAAGGAGAAUGAGAGUUAAGAGAUGAUACUGGAGGCAGCUGUCAAAAAGCUAAUCAAUGACCCCUUUAAAACCAUCUAUUUCUGUACCAUACUUAGUAGCUAUGAAUUUAACAAUUUAAAGAUUCUAUCGGUAAAAAAUGCCAUUCUAACUCUUCAACACUGCUCGUGUAACGGUGCGAGGACAUAACAAGCUAGAGAACAUUGAAAAAAACAAACACAUACCGAAACAGUAGCAUGUAGAAAACAUUACUCUAUAACGGUAGAUGGGAAAUAAAAACUGUCCAGCACUGUACGAGCGUCGCAUGUCCACGUGCCCAAACGCGUGUUGAGUGAAUCGCAAAGACUAGUAGAGAUACAUGGAAGCUAGUUGGACAGGAAAGUAAUAAAGUAUUUUCAAAUAUUUUCUCUUUUCA